Messenger RNA from Arabis nemorensis, 1992 nucleotides. The record is from the annotation of a GenBank genome assembly. NCBI's taxonomy places the organism in Eukaryota, Viridiplantae, Streptophyta, Magnoliopsida, Brassicales, Brassicaceae.
AUGUCUUCUUCAGUUGUUGAACCCGUCGGGAUGAUGAAGAAAAGCUACCGUCAUAAAUCUCAGAGAUUAUGGGCAAAGCUAGUGAUGAGAAAGUGGUUGAAUAUAAGUGCUAGAGAUCCUGAGUAUGGUGCUGAUACUGAAGACGAAUCCGAAAACGACGGCGUUGGAGACGAAAACGACGACUCUAGCUCCGAUGAAGAAGGUGGAGAAUCGAGCUCGCGGGUUUGUGAGAACGCGGAAGACGCAAUCGCCGCUGGUUCAGCCGCCGUAGACGCCGCAGCAGCGGCUAGGGAGUUUAUUAGCAAUGAUGCUCCGAUGAAGUUAAGAAGAAGAAACUCAGAAACAUUAAGAACACAGUAUAUUAACACCAAAGAAAUAAGAGUUUGUGUUGGUACGUGGAACGUUGGAGGAAUCUCACCACCUUCUGAUCUUGACAUCGAUGACUGGAUCGAAAUUAAUCAUCCUGCUGAUAUCUACGUUCUUGGUUUGCAAGAGAUUGUACCUUUGAAUGCUGGAAACAUACUUGGAGCUGAAGAUAAUCGACCGGUUGCGAAAUGGGAAGAAGUGAUCAGAGAAGCAUUGAACAGAGUUAGACCGAAACUCUCUGGGGUUAAGAGUUACAGUGAUCCACCAUCUCCGGGAAGAUUUAAACCUUUUGAGGAAACACAUGAUGUUAUAGAGGAAGAAGUAGCUUACGAGACUGAUAGUGACGCAGGGGUUGAGGUUCACCCGAUUGACGAGGAGGAAGAAAGCGAAACCCUUGGAGAGUUAAAGCAUGAUGGUGGAGUUAUCAGUGAAGUCAACACUCUUGUUGACCCGAAUUCCGGUUCACCGGCUGUUGAGAUUAAGAAACAGUUCUCGUCUCCUAAGAAGCAUCUAGACAGACAGAUAUGUUUACGUGUUGAUAGCAUUGAGAAGAAUAUGAACGAGGAGGAUACCGCUGAAACCGGUAUGAAAACGAUAAACCGGAUGCUAAGCGGGAAAGAACGGAUCGGUUUGAGCUGGCCUGAGCCGCCUUUGAACAUGUUAGGACCCUUGUGCGUACUCGAUAGACAGCCGUCGUUAAAGUCAGUGAAGUCACUAACAACAUCGAAAUCUUUCAAGGCUUACAGUUCGUUCAAAUCUGUAGCCGGAAGCAACAGCGGGAUACCGCCUGAGGUAUUGGCUCUAGCGGAAAUGGACCUGACGUUGCUAAUGGAGAGGAAACGAAGACCGGCUUAUGUGAGGCUAGUGAGUAAACAAAUGGUUGGGAUUCUUUUGACUAUUUGGGUUAAACGAAGCCUGCGAAAACACAUUCAAAAUGUUCGAGUCUCUACGGUUGGAGUUGGCAUCAUGGGUUAUAUUGGUAACAAGGGAGCUGUGUCCGUGAGCAUGUCGAUAAAUCAGACGUUCUUCUGUUUCAUAAACACGCAUUUGACGGCAGGAGAAAGAGAGGUUGAUCAGAUCAAAAGAAAUGCCGAUGUUCACGAGAUACAUAGAAGAACAAUCUUUCACUCUGUCUCAGCUCUUGGACUUCCCAAGCUUAUCUAUGAUCACGAAAGAAUAAUCUGGUUAGGCGACCUCAACUACCGGCUGAAUCUAUCGUAUGAGAAGACCGGAGACUUAAUCUCAAAGAAAGAAUGGUCCAAGUUGCUUGAACAUGACCAGCUGGUAAAGGAAUACAGGAAAGGUCGAGCAUUUGAUGGAUGGUCAGAAGGAACUUUAAAUUUUGCACCGACUUACAAGUACCAAGCGAAUUCCGAUGAGUACACCGGAAAUGAUGGAAAGGCGGUGAGGAGAACACCAGCUUGGUGUGAUAGAGUACUAUCAUACGGGAACGGAAUGAGGUUGGUUCAUUACAGGCGAACGGAACAGAGAUUCUCAGAUCAUCGUCCAGUUACAGCGAUAUACAUGGCUGAAGUCGAGGUGUUUUCUGCUCGAAAGCUUCAACGAGCAUUGACAUUUACGGAUGCAGAGAUUGAGAACGAGGAACUUGUGGCCGUCAUUGUUUAA